AUGGCUAAAUUAAGUUCUUUCUUUCGGCGCUUAUUUACUUCUACGACAUCGGAUGUUAACAGUUCAUCUUCAAUCGUAUCUGAUGGAAGGAAGAAUAUUAUUAUUAUCUCGCCAUUAACUCCAACAUGUCUGUCGAAGAAAUCUAUUGAUCAUGUUCAAAUUCGUCUCUGUCGGUCAUGUUCACCAUCACCUCGUCCGCAACAUCGUGCCAUAACAAAACAAGCAACUAUACACAUUGAUCAUUGUCAUGAUGAGAAUUCUAAUGUGAAUCUAUCGCUAUCCGAUACGACAAAAGCGACAAAUCGCCGUCUUAGUGCUCCUCUUAUUAUUCAUGCGUCGACUCAUUUUCAUCAGCGUAAACAUCGAUCUCCAGUAGUCGAUGAAAAUCUCGAAGAAGCGUUAAUCUUUCCAUUACAACGUUUAUCAUUGUCAUCGACAACAGGAAUUUCUACUCAUCAUAAUAAUAGCGUGAAUAGCAUAGGUACUAGCGCAGGUUCACCGUGUCCAUCGCCACGUCCUGGUAUUCGAUCUUCGUCACUCAAUAUCUCGCCUUCGAAUUCAAUUUAUUUGUCUAGUCCACUAAAUCGUAUUUCGUCAGCGUCCGAACCGAUGCACGGCAAGAGAGAAAAAGGUCAUGUUUACUCGCAUGUUACACGUCAGUAUUCAAUGUCGACUUGGAAAAUCAUAUCUGCAUGUUCACUUGUCACCAAUGAUUCGAGUACACCGCCCUCGCAAUUUGCUGUUGGUCCAUCAACAGCGUCAUCACGUGUUAGCAUACCAUCGAAUAAUUCAACAUCUCCGAGUGCUGAUAGGAGAAUGUCGUUACAAAUGCGAGGACGACGACCAUCGAUGUUUGAUCCAAUAGAUCCGAAAGAGUUGCAACAAGCACUCUAUGCAUCAGCAACGACAAAAGGAAACCAUUCUUCGAACGCUAAUACGGAAGAUGAUUUAACACAUUCGGUCACACAUCUCUCCAUGGCCUAUGAUCGUGACAGCGAACAUGUUUCUAUCGAUACAUUAGCAUUAGAAAAUCUGCAUCUUCUCGAUGGUUAUAUAAAUAAUAAUAAUGGCGAUAUGAUAUCGUUCUACUGUCGUAUUCGUUUAUUACCGGAGAGACGUAGUCUAUUUCAAACGAAAAUUGUUCGUUUACCACGUCUUCAAACAUCUUAUUUAUUCGACAAGAAACAACUGAAUGAAUUUGAAUUGCCAUACGAACAGUUAAAUUAUCAUGCAAUUGAAAUAUUCCUCUACAAAGUCAGCACAAUCAAACCGUUGUAUAAAGAUGUGCGAAUCGCGUCAGUCAAAUACGAUCUCAACGAAUUAUUUCAAAGUGAUCAAAGUCGACUGAGGAAAAUACUCGAUGAAUGUGAUCCACAUGCCAUUCAUCAAGAUCCUGAUCUAGGCGAAUUACUUCUCUCAUUAUCCUAUUUACAAAGUGCCGCCAAAUUGUCCGUUGUAAUCAUCGAAGCAAAAAAUCUCCGACCAUUGUCGAUUGAAACCAAAGCAUAUCCCGAUGCUUGUGUCAAAGUUACUCUAUACGAUCGUAAUGGCAAGAAAAUUAAACGGAAGAAGACCAGCGUACAACGAACAUCGGAUUGUCCGACAUUUAACGAAGAACUUGUGUUCGAACUACGUCGUGAUGUGGCAUCCGAAGCAAUUAUCGAAGUGCGUCUUGUCCACGAUUCCUUAUCGUAUAAAGAACAACUUGGUUCUGUCAUAUUCGGUCCGAUUGUAAAUAACACAUCGAAAGUGGCAAUCUGCGCGGAGAAUGUCUACUGGUCAACGGUCCUGUCUGGUGAAUCGUUGAAUGCCCAAUGGCAAACGUUGAAACCAUCGAUAAGAAUCGAGGAAUCCAAGUGA
Messenger RNA from Adineta ricciae, 1860 nucleotides. The record is from the annotation of a GenBank genome assembly. NCBI's taxonomy places the organism in Eukaryota, Metazoa, Rotifera, Eurotatoria, Adinetida, Adinetidae.